Messenger RNA from Pneumocystis jirovecii RU7, 1659 nucleotides. RefSeq names its product phosphoenolpyruvate carboxykinase (ATP). The transcript is spliced from 7 exons. Gene Ontology annotation, molecular function: phosphoenolpyruvate carboxykinase (ATP) activity; ATP binding. The coding region runs from base 1 to 1659 and encodes 552 amino acids. Gene Ontology annotation, biological process: gluconeogenesis. The record is from RefSeq and is a predicted model, not a curated record. NCBI's taxonomy places the organism in Eukaryota, Fungi, Ascomycota, Pneumocystomycetes, Pneumocystales, Pneumocystaceae. Gene Ontology annotation, cellular component: cytosol.
AUGAAGUCUUCUAGGGGAAGCUUAGAUAUAGAAAAAGAGCUAAUGUUAACAGCUCAUAUCGAUUAUAAUAGAGUUUCUAUUCAAUAUAACCCUUCUGUUGCAUCUCUUUAUGAAGAUGCAUUACUUUAUGAGCAUGGUUCUGCAAUUACAUCUACAGGAGCAUUGGCAGCAUUUUCAGGUGAAAAAACAGGAAGAUCUCCCAAAGAUAAACGCAUUGUUAAUAAUCCUGAGUCUUGUGAAAAAGUUUGGUGGGGACCUGUAAACUCAAAGGCAAAUAUACCUCGGAUUAAAGAGUACAUAAUGUCACAUUCUGUAUGGUUAAUUAAUCGUGAAAGAGCUAUUGAUUAUUUGAAUACACAAAAACGAAUUUAUGUUUUUGAUGGAUAUGCUGGAGCAGAUGAAAAAUAUCGUAUUAAAGUUCGUGUGAUAUCUUCUCGUGCUUAUCAUUGUUUGUUUAUGAUGAAUAUGUUAAUUCGUCCUUCAAACAAUGAUGUUUGUUCUCAAAAACCGGAUUUUGUUAUUUAUAAUGCAGGUUCAUUUCCUGCAAAUCGUUAUACAGUUGGAAUGACGUCUCGUACAUCAGUAGCUAUUAAUUUGGAGGAUCGAGAGAUGAUUAUUCUUGGAACUGAAUAUGCUGGAGAAAUGAAGAAAGGUAUACUCACAUUUAUGUUUUAUCUUCAGCCAGUUUUAUAUAAUGUUUUAACACUUCAUUCAUCGGCUAAUGAAGGAAAAAAUGGUGAUGUUUCUCUUUUUUUCGGUUUGUCUGGGACAGGAAAAACAACUUUAUCAGCUGAUCCCGAACGUUACCUUAUUGGGGAUGAUGAGCAUUGUUGGUCAGAUACAGGUGUUUUUAAUAUUGAAGGAGGGUGUUAUGCAAAAUGUGUUGAUUUAUCUCAAGAAAAAGAACCUGAAAUCUUUAAUGCCAUUCGUUUUGGCGCAAUUCUUGAAAAUGUGAUUUUUGAUCCAGUAACACGAGUGGUUAAUUACAGUGAUAUUUCUAUUACAGAAAAUACACGUUGUGCAUAUCCUAUUGAAUACAUUCCUAAUGCGAAAAUUCCAAGUUUAACGAAUAAACAUCCAAAAAACAUUAUUUUAUUAACAUGUGAUGCUAAUGCUAUUUUGCCGCCUGUUUCUAAGCUUACAAGCGAUCAAGUUAUAUAUAAUUUUAUUAGCGGUUAUACUAGUAAAAUGACAGGAACUGAAGACGGUGUAACAGAGCCUCAGCCAGCAUUUUCUGCAUGCUAUGGAGAGCCGUUUCUCGUUCUUCAUCCUAUUGAAUAUGCUGUAAUGUUAUCUGAAAAAAUGAAAAAACAUAAUUCUGAUGCUUGGCUUAUUAAUACUGGUUGGAUUGGCCAAAGUUUUUUGAAAGGUGGCAAACGUUGCCCACUUAAAUAUACUAGAAUCAUUUUGGAUACAAUUCAUUCUGGUCAAUUGGCAAAAGCUGAGUAUCAAACUUUUCCUGUUUUUAAUUUUCAAAUUCCAAAAUAUAUUGAAGGUAUUCCUUCAGAAAUUCUUAACCCUUUGGAAAGUUGGAAUGGCACUAAAGAAGAAUUUUAUAAAAAUCUUCAUAAAUUAGCGUAUCUUUUUAUAGAAAAUUUUGAAAAAUAUAAAGAUAUGGCUACACAGAAUAUUUUAGAUGCUGGACCAAUUAUACAAUAA